This is a messenger RNA of Dimorphilus gyrociliatus, 970 nucleotides long. NCBI's taxonomy places the organism in Eukaryota, Metazoa, Annelida, Polychaeta, Dinophilidae. The record is from the annotation of a GenBank genome assembly.
ACUUUUAUUUUCGUAUAUAUUACUCUUACAGACAUUCAUUCAAAUUUUACUAUUAAAUGCAAUUCUAUGAAUUAAAUUGUUUAAAAGGAGACGAAAAAUAGUCAUUGAAUUUUUUCUAUGAGCAAUUAUAUCUUCAAAAUUGAAAGAAUAUAAGAAAAUUCACUUUAAUAAUCGAUUUUAAGACGAAAAAUAUUGCACAACUGAACAACACGUGAAAAUAAUAAUUUGAUUCCAGUUUAACUCUACAAUCACAUUCUCUUUCAUAUAAUAACAUUAUUAAAAUAGCUAAAAAAUGGAAAAACCACCAAAAGAAGUUACCGAAGAAGAUUUAGAAAGAUUAGAGGCCAACGUUCAAAUUUCUGAUUUUAAAAAGAACAAACUAGAAAUCGAUGCUAAGAAAAAUUGGGAUAUAUUCUAUAAAAGAAAUACUACAAACUUCUUUAAAGAUAGGCAGUGGACAACAAGAGAAUUUGAAGAAUUAUGUGAUGUAGAAGAUGAAAAUAAAGAAAUCACUCUUCUAGAAGUUGGAUGUGGAGUUGGAAAUUUUGUUCUUCCGUUAUUGGAAAAGAAUAAAAACGCUUUUAUUUACGCUUGCGAUUUUUCGCCAAGAGCGGUUAAAUUUCUCCAAGAUAAUCCAAUUUACGAAGCGUCUGAUCGUUGUAAGACGUUUGAAUGCGAUGUCACAAAGGAUAGCCUAUCGGAAACCGUUCAACCAAAUAGCGUCGAUAUUGCAUCUUUGAUAUUUGUUCUAUCGGCAAUUCAUCCUGAAAAGAUGCUUUAUUCUAUAGAAAACAUAUAUAAAGUUUUAAAACCCGGUGGUAUACUAAUCUUUCGGGAUUAUGGUCUUUACGACCAUGCCAUGUUACGCUUUGCACCAAAUAAGAAACUAGAUGAGAAUCUUUACGUGAGGCAAGAUGGCACAAGAUCGUAUUUCUUUACAACUGGUAUUCUUAAAAUUCUAAUUCGAUAA